Raphanus sativus (radish) is the source of this 1543-nucleotide messenger RNA. Its product is annotated as probable protein phosphatase 2C 42. The coding region runs from base 113 to 1252 and encodes 379 amino acids. Gene Ontology annotation, molecular function: protein serine/threonine phosphatase activity; cation binding. Gene Ontology annotation, biological process: protein dephosphorylation. Lineage: Eukaryota; Viridiplantae; Streptophyta; Magnoliopsida; Brassicales; Brassicaceae. The record is from RefSeq and is a predicted model, not a curated record. The transcript is spliced from 4 exons.
CUCCCACUCUCCCGAUCUAAAAAAAAUCAAAAUCUCGUUCUAUCGGAGUAGUAAGUAAUCCAAAGUCUUACUACGGGGUUUAGGAGGAGUGUGUGUUCCCGAGAGAUGUUGAAUGUCAGGUUCAUUCAUGAAUCUGCUUUCCCUCUGCUUCAAGCCGUUCGGGCGCCGCACCUCCUCCGAUAACAACAACAACUCAGAGUCCUCUGGAAGCGAAGGCAAAGACGGACUCCUCUGGUUCCGCGAUCUCCGUAGAUACAGCGGCGGAGGAGGAGAAUUCUCCAUGGCUGUGAUCCAAGCCAACCAGGUCCUCGAGGAUCAGUGCCAGAUCGAGUCUGGAAGCUUCGGGACUUUCGUCGGAGUUUACGACGGUCACGGUGGUCCCGAAGCUGCUCGUUACGUCUGCGAUCAUCUCUUCAACCACUUUCUAGAGAUAUCAGCGGAGACGCAAGGGGUUGUUACUAGAGAGACGAUACAAAAAGCGUUUCGUGCGACUGAAGAAGGGUUCGCUUCUGUUGUCUCUGAGGUUUGGAGUACGAUCCCUAAUUUAGCAACUGUUGGGACCUGCUGUCUGGUUGGUGUGAUUUAUCAGAGUACUCUUUUCGUGGCGAGUUUGGGAGAUUCGCGGGUUGUUUUAGGAAAGAAAGGGAAGUUCGGUGGUGGUGGAGUCUCUGCUGCUCAGCUGUCGAGUGAGCAUAAUGCUAACAACGAGAAUAUUCGUUGGGAGCUUAAAGAUUCGCAUCCUGAUGAUCCGCAGAUCGUUGUGUUUAAGCAUGGGGUUUGGAGAGUUAAGGGUAUCAUCCAGGUUUCGAGAUCUAUAGGAGAUAUGUACAUGAAACGGCAGGAGUUUAAUAGGGAACCUAUCAAUCAGAAGUUCAGAAUUGCAGAGCCGAUGAAGAGACCGUUGAUGUCUCCAACCCCCACCAUACUCUCUCAUCCGCUUCACCCUAAUGAUUCGUUUCUCAUUUUUGCGUCGGAUGGUCUUUGGGAACAUUUGAGCAACGAAAGAGCGGUUCAGAUUGUUCAUAACCAUCCCCGCGCUGGAAGCGCGAAGAGAUUGAUAAAAGCGGCACUUCAGGAGGCAGCGAGGAAAAGAGAGAUGAGAUAUUCGGAUCUGAAGAAGAUUGACAAGAAAGUGAGACGCCAUUUUCAUGAUGACAUCACGGUUAUAGUAGUGUUCUUGAACCAUGACCGAGGCCAAACCAACUUAACUCAAGACUCAUCGCUCUCUGUCAGGAGUGCUCUUGAACACUGAAAGCAUACUUAAAAUUACAAAAAAAAAGAAAAUUAAAAUGUUUCUUUGGUCUUCAUAAUUGGUGGAUUUAUGACUCUUGCCUAGAAGGUAAUGAAAAAAGUCAAAAACUGAGCAACAUUGAAAGACUGAAAGACACACAAAAAAACGAAAAACGACAUCGUAUUUAGUAAGAUGUUUCUCUUCGAGUCUGCAUGGUUCUCUUCUGGUUACUAAUUUUUGUGCUCGUCAUUAUCAGUUGUGCUGUUUGUCAAAACACUACAUGCCGUUUUAUUUAUAUGUAUGUUUAUGCCA